Elgaria multicarinata webbii is the source of this 1116-nucleotide messenger RNA. RefSeq names its product teneurin-3-like. Gene Ontology annotation, cellular component: neuron projection; membrane. The record is from RefSeq and is a predicted model, not a curated record. Gene Ontology annotation, biological process: signal transduction; heterophilic cell-cell adhesion; neuron development. The transcript is spliced from 5 exons. Gene Ontology annotation, molecular function: cell adhesion molecule binding; protein heterodimerization activity; protein homodimerization activity. NCBI's taxonomy places the organism in Eukaryota, Metazoa, Chordata, Lepidosauria, Squamata, Anguidae. Bases 61 to 1116 code for a protein of 351 amino acids.
UUGAAUGUAGAGCAGAAUUUCAAGCAAUCUGGUCUGAGGCGCAUACAGAAGGAAUGAAGCAUGGAUGUGAAAGAACGCAGACCAUAUUGCUCCCUGACAAAGAGCAGAAGAGACAAGGAACGGCGUUACACAAAUUCUUCAGCAGAAAACGAGGACUGCAGAGUGCCUACACAGAAGUCCUACAGCUCAAGUGAAACCUUGAAAGCUUUUGAUCAUGAUUCCUCCAGAUUGUUGUAUGGAAACCGGGUAAAAGAAUUGGUUCACAGGGAAUCAGAUGAGUAUAGCAGACAAGGACAGAAUUUUACCCUAAGGCAGUUAGGAGUUUGUGAACCAGCAACUCGAAGAGGACUGGCAUUUUGUGCUGAAAUGGGGCUCCCCCACAGAGGUUACUCUAUCAGUGCAGGGUCAGAUGCUGAUACAGAAAAUGAAGGAGUGAUGUCUCCAGAGCAUGCCAUGAGACUUUGGGGCAGGGGGGUCAAAUCAGGCCGCAGUUCCUGUCUCUCAAGCCGUUCCAACUCAGCCCUCACUUUAACUGAUACCGAGCACGAAAACAAGUCCGACAGUGAGAAUGGCACUACUGCUCAGCCCACCCUAUGUUGGAAUGCUGCAUAUCAUGAUGAGGAUCUGAUCCUGAUUGGAGAUACUGAAUGCCACCAAAAUACAAGUCCUCCCAUGCCAUCCUCUUCAUCUAGUCAAUCCGUUAUUGAACAUUUACAUUCCCCUCCUCCAUCACCUAAUCUCCAUGACAACCAGAGAUGGUUGCUAAGUACUAGUGCUAUCCAGCCAGUUCAGGACUCUGACACUGAUGAGGACUAUACUGCCAGCUCAUAUCUAGUACAGACCGGUCCCGUUUCAGUUUUUGCCUCAGGUCAUGAGCAACCUCCAAAUAACCAAGGCCAGUCGACCCUGCAACCUUUACCACCUACUCACAAGCAGCAUUCAGCCCAGCAUCACCCAUCUAUCACCUCCCUUAACAGAAACUCACUGACAAAUAGGAGGAACCAGAGUCCGGCCCCGCCGGCUGCUUUGCCCGCCGAGCUGCAAACCACACCCGAGUCGGUCCAGCUGCAGGACAGCUGGGUCCUUGGCAGUAAUGUGCCACUGGAAAGCAGGUAA